CUUGAAGGAUAAGUUGGAAGAAUACAUGGCCCGAUUUUCCAAAGUGAGGAUUGUUCGCACCAAGAAAAGAGAGGGGCUCAUCCGGACCCGACUCCUGGGGGCAUCGAUGGCAAGGGGCGAAGUCCUGACCUUCCUGGAUUCCCACUGUGAGGUCAAUGUCAACUGGCUGCCCCCACUCCUCAACCAAAUUGCACUCAACCACAAAACCAUCGUGUGUCCCAUGAUCGAUGUCAUUGACCACAAUCACUUUGGGUAUGAGGCCCAGGCUGGGGAUGCCAUGCGAGGAGCCUUCGACUGGGAAAUGUACUACAAAAGGAUCCCCAUUCCUCCAGAGCUGCAACGAGCAGAUCCCAGUGACCCUUUUGAGUCUCCUGUUAUGGCUGGAGGUCUCUUUGCUGUGGAUCGAAAAUGGUUUUGGGAAUUAGGUGGCUAUGAUCCAGGCUUAGAAAUCUGGGGAGGAGAACAGUAUGAAAUAUCUUUUAAGGUUUGGAUGUGUGGAGGAGAAAUGUUUGAUGUUCCAUGUUCUAGAGUCGGCCAUAUAUACAGAAAGUACGUCCCUUACAAAGUUCCGUCUGGGACCAGCCUGGCAAGAAACCUGAAGCGGGUGGCGGAGACGUGGAUGGACGAGUUUGCCGAGUACAUCUACCAGCGGCGACCUGAGUACAGGCACCUGUCCACAGGGGACAUCUCAGCCCAGAAGGAGUUGCGCAAGCAGCUCAAGUGCAAGGACUUCAAGUGGUUCAUGGCUGCGGUGGCCUGGGACGUGCCUAAGUACUACCCUCCCGUGGAGCCCCCGCCUGCUGCCUGGGGGGAGAUUCGAAAUGUGGCAGCCAACCUCUGCGUGGACAGCAAGCACGGAGCCACCGGCACUGAACUGAGACUGGACAUCUGUGUCAAGGACGGUUCUGAAAGGACGUGGUCCCAUGAGCAGCUCUUUACCUUUGGGUGGAGAGAGGACAUCCGACCUGGGGAGCCUCUGCACACCCGGAAGUUCUGCUUCGACGCCGUCUCUCACAGCAGCCCCGUCACGCUCUAUGACUGCCAUGGCAUGAAGGGAAACCAGCUCUGGGGACACCGGCAGGAUAGGACGUUAUUCCACCCCGUGAGCAACAGCUGCAUGGAUUGCAGCCCCGCAGAGAAGAAGAUCUUCAUGGCUAGAUGUGACCCUCUCUCAGAGACUCAGCAGUGGGUUUUUGAACACAUUAAUGUGACAGUUUUAGAAAAAUUUAACCACCAUGCCAGCUCCUAGAAAGAAAGAAGGAAGGAAGUGAGAGUGAUCAUAAACCGAGUUCUAGCCAGUAUCUGGGUCGAAGGAGUCAGGAAUAAUAUUUCCUAGAUCCAGGAAGGCUGGUUUAAAGAUCUGUAAAGGCCAUGUCAAAGUAGGUUGUCUCGAAGAACUUCCUGCAUCUGAAGAACUUGGCUGAGAACCUCACCAGCUGCUUCUGAGAACUCGAGACUAGCAGUUCCCUUGCUGGCCAAGGGCAAAGAUUAUUUAGGGACUUUUCAAAGCAACUGCUGUGUUAAUAAAUCCUAGCAUUUCUCAGGUCAAA
This is a messenger RNA of Carlito syrichta (Philippine tarsier), 1550 nucleotides long. It is a transcript of the gene GALNTL6, whose product is annotated as polypeptide N-acetylgalactosaminyltransferase like 6. The transcript has 8 exons. Lineage: Eukaryota; Metazoa; Chordata; Mammalia; Primates; Tarsiidae. Gene Ontology annotation, cellular component: Golgi apparatus. Bases 26 to 1249 code for a protein of 407 amino acids. The record is from RefSeq and is a predicted model, not a curated record.